Messenger RNA from Aphanomyces astaci, 771 nucleotides. RefSeq lists its product as hypothetical. The record is from RefSeq and is a predicted model, not a curated record. The transcript is spliced from 6 exons. NCBI's taxonomy places the organism in Eukaryota, Oomycota, Saprolegniomycetes, Saprolegniales, Verrucalvaceae. The coding region runs from base 1 to 771 and encodes 256 amino acids.
AUGGACCAAACCCCGACUUUGGAAGGACCAAGUUUUCACAUGUUUCCGGGCCAGCCCACCAGAAUCUCGUAUUUCCUUCGUCUGGGAUCGGUCCGACAAGGCUCACUGCAGACCAAUCGAGGGGAGCUCUUCGGCCUGCACGACGCGACAGACCCCACGUUGUUUAUCGUGGGCAUUGGAAUGCUAGAUGGCGCGUUUACGUACUCAAACAAUGGAGAAAUGGUCGCGAUUUUUCAAUGGUCUUUCCACUGGAAACCAAUGCCGAAGGCGUGUCUUCUACCGAAGUCACAAUAUUGGUACUCUGAAAUCCAAGUCCUAAACAACGACAGCGUUGUGGUGGGCGGCGGCAUUGGAGCGUGCUCCACCACAGACUUGAUCACUUGGAGAAACGAAGGCAUUGUGUUGCAUUAUGCCAAUCUCACCGAUCCUUUUGGGAUGAAUCAAGCGCUGUUAGCCACUCGUCCAAAGGUCGUGUUAAGUUCAUCAGGUCAGUUUGUACUGUGGGUGCACGUGGACAAUCCAAAGAACGAGAUGGGGCUGAGUGGCGUGGCGACGGCGGACUUUCCAAAUGGCCCAUUUCGAUUCCAAGCUAGUUUUUACCCGUCUGGGGCAACCGAAGCGCCCGGUGGUCUAGCGAUUAGCGAAACCCACGACCAAACUGUAGUUGUAUCGUCGACUAAAACCCAUUAUGGACCCGUUGGUGGCAAGCGCGUGGACGGCUCCGUUGACUACAGUCUCAACUUUCACCGCGCUUUCUUCACCAAAGAGUAA